AUGGCGUCCAGAAAGAAGGGUACUGUUUUCCGGGUAACCGGUCUCCCAGCCUCUCUGCCUGACGACGAGCUCAACCAAGCGUUGAAGGCUGCCAUCAACGACAACCUAGAGAAGGACGAACCGUCGAAGGUGACCCCCAAUACAGCUAUUGUGCCCUCCUGCAACGACAAUGACGAAAAAGUCGCGCUAGUCGAGUUCCACGGCGGAGUGCCUGCAUUCCUGUCGGAGCUGAUGGUCAACCCGUUAGGCGACUGCCAGGUAGAGAUGGGCGACAUAGACAUAAAUUUCGACCAACACUUCUUUGGGUUCACCCAGCUAUACGCACUAGAACCAGGCUCGCCAGCUACCGCUGAUAUAAUCGCUAUCACGGGCCUCAACGGACAUGCAUAUGGCUCGUGGAAGGGAAAGGGAAACCUCGGGCGCAUGUGGCUCCGCGACUUCCUCUCGAAAGAUCUGCCGCACUGCCGAACAAUGAUUUACGGCUAUAAUUCAAAACUCUCGAGUCAUGGCAUAAAUACUAUUAUGGAUUAUGGACGAGAGUUCUUAGAAGCUAUUAAGAGGAUCCGGCAUACACGAGAGGCAAGGUGCAUCGCGAGAUGCCUUGUAAAAGCGGUGCAGACAGAUGAACGCGACAAUGCAACAAUUGCCGCUUUGUAUAAAGCAACAUACGGCAUAUUAUUCUUCGGUGCCCUACACAAAGGACUCGUUAUCGACGAUAUCCAACGUAUGGUAGCAGGAAAGGAUCAGCACCCGAGGAUAGAGUUGCUUGAGCAGAUUAAACUAAAGUCUAAUCUGUUAUUAUAUCAGCUCACGGACUUUAAGAAUCUGAUCCGUGAUCGGAAGAUUGUCAGCUUUUACGAGGGGCAACAGACAAGACGACUGCAGCUGAACCCCAAGACAAACAAAUGGGGCCGAACAGGAGAAUAUAUGACCGCUGUCGAGUCUAGCUCGGCUCUUCUCGAACUUCCCGACAGCACCGAGAUAAAGAUUCCAGUUGAUGCAGACCAUUCUCAAAUUGUCAAGUUCGACAAUCGCAAUGCCGAAGCAUACAAGGCUGCGGUUGGUUAUUUGAAGGAAUUUGAACAAGAUGCUAGGAAAAUUGUUCUGGACCGAUUUUCGCCUGCGUCGAGAAAGAAACCCCCACGAUCAACCGUUCCAUUCGAUAGGGAUACAAAGUUCGUUGGGAGACAAGAUGCUCUUGCAGCUCUAGAAUUGCGGUUCUGUCAAUCUAACUCCCAUAAUCGGACAGUCCUUGUGGGUUUAGGUGGGGUAGGCAAAUCACAAAUUGCAAUUGAAUUCUCGUAUCGGCUGAGAGUGAGGGACCCUCAAGUAUGGGUCUUCUGGGUGUAUGCAAGUACCGCCGAGCGAUUCGAACAAGCUUACAGAUCCAUCGCUACUGAACUUGAACUACCAGGUGCAGAUGACCCAAAGACGGACGUGUUGGGCCUAGUCUUAAGAUGGUUGAGCAACAUCGAUAAUGGCCGCUGGCUUAUCAUUCUCGAUAAUGCUGACGAUAUCGACAUGUUUCAACAGACGCAAGGGGAGGGAUCUCAAAAAUGGAAUGACACUGCCUUUCCGUUAUCGAGUUACAUCCCACUGACUAUAACUGGAUCAGUACUCCUUACCACACGAGACCGAAGAGCAGCAUCUUGGCUCAGUACUGGAUACACGAGCGUCAUUUUGGUCAAUUUGAUGGAGCUGGAGGAAGCCGACCAGUUACUUCGCAUUAAUAUCCCUGAAGGUAUAUCUACUAGCUCUGAUCGUGCCGAGCUUGUUAAAGAGCUGGACUAUCUACCACUAGCAAUUACUCAAGCCGCUUCAUAUAUUAGCGCGAAAGCCAUUCGGAUGAGUGUGUCUAAGUACUUGAUGCUCUAUCGUCAAAACGAACAAAGUCAAACCAGGCUACUUGACGAAGAAUCUGGGGAUCUAAGACGGGCUCCUGGCGUUCAUAAUUCUGUGAUCCGGACCUGGCAAAUCUCCUUCGACCAGAUUAAGCGGAGCAAGCCACAAGCUGCAGAGCUUUUGUCCCUCAUGGCUAUGCUCGAUCGCCAAGGGAUUCCCGAAUUCCUCCUUUGCGCCCAAUACCACACUCCCCUCGAUUUCGAAGACGCUCUAGCCCCUUUAGAUGAGUUUUCUUUGAUCACUAUUAAGAAUGGAGGUAAGGCCUUUGAGAUGCACAGGCUUGUGCAACUCGCAACACGGCAGUGGCUAGAGCGAUCUGGGGACAGCGAAAGAUGGCGGAGAGAGGCAAUCGAAGUGGUGGCAAAAGCUUUUCCAGGUGGAGACUAUGGAAACUGGAAGACGUGUGAAGCUUUGUCACCACAUGCUAUUAAAGUGCUCAAGUAUGAGCUAGAGUCAAACCAAUCUAUGCUUGAGCGUGCAUCCCUCUUGUAUAAUAUGGCUUGGUACAACUGGCUUCAGGGUCGUUAUGAAAUUGCGAAGGCAGAAAGCCAGGAAUCUCUUACUACUCGUCAACAUCUUCUACAGGAUGAUAACACGAGAAUCUUUGAAAGUAUCGGGAUGCUUGCCUUAGUACUCGAUAGCCAGGGCAAGUACGACGAGGCUGAGGCCAUGCACCGAGAGGGGCUCCAGCUCAGGACAAAAGUGCUCGGCCAGAAGCACCCCUCUACGCUCAUGACCAUGAACAACCUCGCUUCAGUGCUCUAUAGCCAGGGCAAGUACAAUAAGGCUGAGGCCAUGUUACGAGAGGGGUUCCAGCUCAGUACAGAAGUGCUCGGCCAGAAGCACCCCUCCACGCUCAAGAGCAUGAAAAACCUUGCUACAGCGCUCCAUAGCCAGGGCAAGUACAACGAGGGUGAGGCCAUGCACCGAGAGGAGCUCCAGCUUAGUACAGAAGUGCUCGGUCAGAAGCACCCUUCUACACUUAUGAGCAUGAACAACCUCGCUUCAGUGCUCAAUAGCCAGGGCAAGUACGACGAGGCUAAGGCCAUGCACCAACGAACUUUAGAAGAGAGGAAGAAGGUGCUUGGGGUAGAGCACAAGGACACACUUACUAGUAUGGCCAACCUAGCCUCUACUUUGUACAGUCAAAUGCAGUGGAAGGAGGCCGAAGAUAUGGAGGUGCGAGUAAUGGAGACGAGACAACGAGUGCUUGGGCAUGAACACCCUGACACGCUAAUAGCCAUGUCUAACCUUGCGUUUACGCUAAAGUCCCAAAGCCGAAAUAAUGAGGCUAUUUCACUGAUGGAGAUAUGCUUUCAGCUGGAAGAACGGGUCCUUGGCCGUCAUCAUCCUAACACAGAGACUUCCCUUGAAACUUUGAAUGAGUGGCAGAUGGAGAAUGUAGAGCCAGGCGUUUAAUGCUGCAUUAAUUAGAAGAUAGAGAACCAUUGCAAAUGGACCGAGUAGUGCAAGCAUGGUACGAGAAAUAGUAAAUUAAUAAAAGCGACUUAGCACCAUAUACCAC
Pseudogymnoascus verrucosus is the source of this 3427-nucleotide messenger RNA. RefSeq lists its product as uncharacterized. The record is from RefSeq and is a predicted model, not a curated record. The transcript is spliced from 6 exons. Bases 1 to 3321 code for a protein of 1106 amino acids. Lineage: Eukaryota; Fungi; Ascomycota; Leotiomycetes; Thelebolales; Thelebolaceae. Gene Ontology annotation, molecular function: protein binding; ADP binding. Gene Ontology annotation, cellular component: kinesin complex.